AUGAAAGCGGUAACUUGGUAAAAAGAUUCUCACGGACUUUUUGAUUAUGAAAUUUCACUUCUCACCGUUGAAAAGCACGUUAUAAUGUAAGAACAAAAGGUUUAUCGAUUGGGUAUAUCAAUUGAUUAUAAUAAAAUAGGCUAAGAAGUUACAACACAUCUUCCAGAAAGUGAAUAAAAAGAGUCUCAAUAAUAUUUAACAGCAGUUGAAGAAUAGGAUCAUAAGUUUUUCAUCAAGCCUAGUAGAUAUGAUGAGAAUGAAAAAUUUUUGAUAGUUAAUAGUUUAAAAAAUAGUUAAGGAGAAUAGAAAGUAUAAAUUGAUUAUAAUAUGAGUAGGGAUAUAUAAUGGAAGCUGGAGACAUAAUAAAAUUGGGAAGAAUGGAAUAUGUGAUAUUAGAAACUAAGAAUAAAGAUAACUUAGUAAAUUAAGCCAACAGUAAAAUGCUCAAAGAAUAUUUCGAACAAAAGUCAGGAUUGGUUUGA
Paramecium sonneborni is the source of this 482-nucleotide messenger RNA. NCBI's taxonomy places the organism in Eukaryota, Ciliophora, Oligohymenophorea, Peniculida, Parameciidae. The record is from the annotation of a GenBank genome assembly.